Stereum hirsutum FP-91666 SS1 is the source of this 707-nucleotide messenger RNA. RefSeq lists its product as uncharacterized. The record is from RefSeq and is a predicted model, not a curated record. Lineage: Eukaryota; Fungi; Basidiomycota; Agaricomycetes; Russulales; Stereaceae. The transcript has a single exon. The coding region runs from base 126 to 467 and encodes 113 amino acids.
AUGACCCCUCGACGUCGAAGCCCGCGAGGACGCAUCUGUAUAUACCGAUGACGCACGAAAUCUUUCGCACCACUUAUACUGUACUUCCUGGCCUUGGCCCGAGCGGCGAGCGGUCAUAAUCGCACAUGAUUUCACCAGACCCCUGUCUAUGUAUGCGCCAAUUCGUCCAGUGCUAUAUUGGCGAGAAUCAGUCUAGCCCAACCUUAUUCCAUUCUUGUCACUGUGCACUGAAGGCAUAUGACGACGAACGACGUGGCACGCCCGACAUUUCCAACGGCUCAACCGCUCAACGGCGACCGAGACAGGGUUCAUCUUACUUUUGUAUCGCCGACUAUGCGUGGCGUCAUACGGUGGUGUAUUCCACCAUAUACAGCGUCGAUAUCUAUCGGAAUAGCGUUUCGAAUCCGAGUAUGAAUCAACUUAGGCUCGUCGGGUCAUCGGGCAGCGGACACGAUUAUGAUAAGUAGGGUCGCGGACGGUCUUGUUGUUGUUAUUCGGUGGUUCGAUAGCUCGGUGGUUCGAUAGUUCGUUUCCAUCUCUAUCAUAAUUAUAAUCUUUGUUUCCGUUCGUCCGCUAUUUUGGUUCUUAUGAGCCUGUUUCAGUGUUUCGUUAUUGAUUAGCGCGGCACAGUCCUACUCUACUUACUCUACUCAAUCCGCUAAUGAGCAGAUUUGAGUUCACCGUCUAUCGCGCCGGGGUGUGAAUUG